CCAAUGGGAGGGCUCGCCGCGGUGGCGGCGCCGCCCCCGCCCCGCGUCACGGCUGCUGCUGGCCGCUGCCGCCGCUGCUGCGCGCUGGGGGAGCGCGGCCCGGCGCCGGGAUGAGGGAAGGGUCGGCGCUGCCCGGCGCCCCCGGUGCCGCCGCGGUGCCCGGCUUCCUGGCCAAGCUCUGGGCGCUCGUGGAGGACCCGCAGAGCGACGCCGUGAUCUGCUGGAGCAGGAAUGGUGAGAACUUCUGCAUUCUGGAUGAGCAGAGGUUUGCUAAGGAGCUACUUCCCAAAUACUUCAAACACAACAAUAUCUCCAGCUUCAUACGCCAGCUUAACAUGUAUGGGUUCAGGAAAGUGAUUGCUCUGGAGAAUGGUAUGAUUACAGUGGAGAAAAGUUCAGUUAUUGAGUUCCAGCACCCUUUCUUCAAGCAAGGGAAGGCACAUUUACUGGAAAACAUUAAGCGCAAGGUAUCUGCAGUCAGAACUGAAGAUCUCAAGGUCUGCACAGAGGAUUUACACAAAGUACUCUCUGAAGUCCAGGAAAUGAGAGAGCAGCAGAACAACAUGGAUGUCAGACUGGCUAAUAUGAAGAGAGAAAAUAAGGCCCUGUGGAAAGAAGUGGCAGUUCUAAGGCAGAAGCACAGUCAACAACAGAAGCUGCUGUCUAAGAUACUUCAAUUUAUACUAAGUUUGAUGCGAGGAAAGUAUAUUGUUGGGGUCAAAAGAAAAAGGUCUCUAACCGACGCUGCAGGUGCUUCACCUUCCAAAUACAGUCGUCAGUAUGUUCGCAUACCUGUGGAGAGUGGCCAAGCAAUGACUUUUUCUGAACAUAAUUUGGAUGGUGAGGAUGGAAAUGGUACAGGUCUCAUCAUUCGAGAUGUCACUGACACUCUGGAUAAUGCCACUGAUGGGCUCCUUGCUCUGGCCCACACAAGUGGCAAAGCCAGAGAGACACAGACGGCUCUGGAUCCUGGCUUACCUAUUUGUCAAGUAUCACAGCCGGUUGAGUUAUAUUGUGCGGAACCUAACGCUCCAAUUCAGAUAAAAGAUGCUAACAAAUCCAGCGAAAUAGGAAAUGAUGCUGUGGAGCUCCAUACUGCACAAGCUAAUGCUCCGGAAGACCCUGUGUCAGUGAUUGACUCCAUCUUGAAUGAAAACAAUUCUGGAAAUCAAAAUGAUCCUUUACUGGACAGGGAAGAAAUCCAGGAUUUUCUAAAUUGCAUUGACGCCAGCCUUGAAGAGCUUCAAGCAAUGCUAUCUGGGAAGCAGUAUAACCUUGGUUCUGAAGCUUUCAGUGAUACAUUUAAUCCUGAGCUGCCAGCCCUGGAUAUGAAUUUGAUGGGAACUUCCCCUGGUAUGGAAAAUAUUGCAAACUUGGCAGACAGCACUGAAGAUCUGGGAGCAAGUGAGAGAGAAACAGCAGGAAACAAAGAUAUGCAGCUGAUACAGUACAAGGCCAAUCCUCUGCUUUCAUUAUUUGAAGAACUAUCCUCAGGCGAAGCUGCAGGGAAGAUACGGGAUCCUAAAGACCUAGUGACCCCCCUGGAGGAGAAACCUGAAGGAGAAUGGAGAGCAGAUAGUGAAACUGUCUUGCCACUAGCAGCUCCAUCAAACCAGGCUGAGCCUCUUGAUGCUCUGGGAAUGGGUGAUCCACCUCUCCUCUCAGAGGAUGGGAAUGGAGAGUAUAAACUGUUUCCGCUCUUGCAGCUCAGUCCUGUUGCUAACUUCAUAGAAGAGGCCUCUGAGAUAGAACCUUCUUGAACUUGUGUAACAUCUAUAACUGGCUUAGUGAUGUAAAAUAGGUAACAAAGAUAAAUGGGUCAGCGAGAAGUUUCAUCUUCUCUCUCCUCUUCUGCCUCCUGGGUGUCAUAUUCUGUAUAGACAAAAGAAGGUCCUCUUUCUGCAAGCAGAGAGCAAGCCUGGAAAAGCUGACAGCAAGGUCAAAACAAGAACUAAUGGGACUGAAGGCGUUGGAAGGAGGGAAGAACAAGCUCCUUGUAAACAUAUUGCAAUGUAUUCUGUAACCAUUUUUAUCUGAUAUUCUUACUGCAAGAGGAAAUCUGUUUGUAUCCUGUUUGUAAAGUUUGGCUGUUUUUUAGUUUUUGUUUUUGUUUUUUUUUUAAGCUGGGUAGUAAUGUGGUAUGUAAUAUUUCAAGCAUAGGUUUUACUCUUUCUGAGAGCCUGUUUUAAAUAGAUGGCUUGUCUACUGAUUCAAAUUGUGUGGUUUUUUUGGUUUUUUUUUUUAAGUUUGAGAUUUCUUUUUAAAUAGUCUGUGGCUAUAAAUGUUUGCAUCUGCUUAGAUCACUUACCUACUCCUAGACUUGCUCCUAGGUACUGGCAACAUUUUUCCUAUGGAAAAUUACAUUUUAACUGUGGAAUAUUACUUUUUAACGUGCUGACACAUGUCCAUUGCCAUGGAUUUUAGGUGUUAUGGUAGGAAAUGCUUUCCACCCUGCAUAAAGCUGAUUUCUCAUGCACAUUGCAUGGCAGUUCUUCUAGGGUAACUUGCACUUAGCACACGGGUCACUUGUUCUCGGUAAUUUUGAAUUGAACUGAUUCAGGAGAUGCUUAGCAAAGUCCAGCAGCUGUCCUUGAAACAAGAGCAAAGAAAAAGGAGUAAUGGAGUAAUUUGCAUUGACAUAUGACAGUACAUUGAAAUUUCUCUUCCGCUUGCAGUAGCUACUUGUUUAUGUAACUGUAUAUGAGCAUUGGACUUUUUCCUGCAUUUUCUGCUUGUGGAAUCUUAAAGAUAAAUGUACAAGGUGCAUUAAAUUCCUUGACAGUGAAUUACAAAAAAUAGUGUCUGCUUAAUCAAAAAAUCUUUCCCCCAAAUUCCUUCCUAUGCUGUUCUCUUAAUUUUUUGUUUGCAGCUGUAAUAUACACAUCAGCCCAUAGCCCCAGCUUCUCGGUGGGACAGCAAGUGCUCCUUCACAGAUAACAAAUUUGUAGCUGUCUAUCACUAGCAGACACAGGCCUGAAAUUUGUCCUAGCGAUGCAACACUGUUGGGGCUAGAAGAGGUCUGGAGGCAGGUAGAAAACCAGUUGUAUAAUAUCAUGUGAUAUUCCUACCCGCGGAAUUACUUUCCCAAAGACCUCAAUUUUUCCAGGAGUAAAACAGUGAAAAACAGACUUUUUUGUAUGUUGUCUUGAACAAACUGCAGACAACAAAUUUCUGUGACAGGCUGAUCUUCUGCAACAUCCAUUUACGGAACAGGUUAGAUUGAAAUGUAGUUCCUGUUACAGGUUCCCGUCAUGUUCUUCCAUGAUGGAGUCAUCCAGUCGCACUGCAUCUCACUGUCAGAUAUUUGAUCUAAUUAUCUAGUAGUUUUUUAAAUUCACUUUCUCUCUUAAGAAGAUAGGAAGCCAAGUCUUAACAAAACCGCAAAUAGAAACUUGUGCUGCUGUAUCUGGUUUAUGUACUGGUUUGGGAAAAGUGUGUAUUUAUGCAAGUUUUACUAACAAAGAUUGCAAUAGAAAGGGGAUGGCUAAAUAGCAAGAAAAAAAAACACAAACUAAAGCAAUUAAACUCAUGGAUUGCAAAAUCA
This is a messenger RNA of Dromaius novaehollandiae (emu), 3544 nucleotides long. Its product is annotated as heat shock factor protein 3-like. NCBI's taxonomy places the organism in Eukaryota, Metazoa, Chordata, Aves, Casuariiformes, Dromaiidae. Gene Ontology annotation, molecular function: sequence-specific DNA binding; DNA-binding transcription factor activity. The record is from RefSeq and is a predicted model, not a curated record. Bases 111 to 1760 code for a protein of 549 amino acids. Gene Ontology annotation, biological process: regulation of DNA-templated transcription. The transcript is spliced from 13 exons.